CAGCCAUAGUAAAGUCUUUUAUACUAGCCCUACAAUCUAGUAAUAUAAUGGAAACUUUGAAGAUUGCUUCAAUGGUGAUUAUCAGCCUUUGGAUUCAACAGAUUGAGUGUCAGAGUGGAAGCGGAGAAAAUUGGGGCUGUGAGAACAUUACGUUGCCUUUCCACUGCGACGAUGGAACAUGCGUAAAAAGGAGUCUAUUCUGUAAUGGAAAACCAAAUUGCCCUGACGGUUCAGAUGAAACUUUGCACGAUCCAAUGAUACACAAUGGUAGCCGUGGGAUAGCCUGUCAGUCCAUUAGAAACGUCAGCGAUUCAAUUUGCUUCUUAGAUGAAAGAUAUCGUUGCGAUCAUGAUAUAGAAUGCAUGGGAGGCGUGGAUGAAUGCGACUGUGAAUCAACUUUUCAAUGCGACAACGGAGAAUGUGCUUUAAAAAUCAUGUUUUGUGACGGCAUAAAGGAUUGCACUGAUGGAACAGACGAACACGUAUAUAACAGAAGCGAAGGUGGAUUCCAGUGUCAAGUUACCAAGAAACAUGUUACAUUGAGUUGUAGGUUGCCAGAUGCCCAUGUGUGUGACGGAACUUCAGAAUGUCAGUGGGGAACGGAUGAAUGUUUCUGCGACUUUAGCGGUGGAUCGAAAAAGGGAAUUCCAAUUGACGAUGCGUUUUCGAACGACAAAUGUUUCCGCUGUUUGGAUAAAAGUUUGGUCAUUCCCAACAACCGUGUCUGUGACGGAAUAAUGGAUUGCAAAGAUCUGUCUGAUGAGUGUUUAUGUAAACAUGAACAAAAGAGAUCGGAAGAAACAAAAAAGCUUUGCGACAGCGUUUGCAUAGGCGAUCAAUGCAAAUGCCCAGGACAACUUCAAUGUCAACCGAGAGUCAAUAACGGAACAAAGGGCACAACAGUAUGUAUCGACCCGGAAUCGAUUUGCGAUGACAUAUAUGAUUGUGAAAAUGGAUUUGACGAGUCCUUCUGUCCUUUGGCUGAUGAUUAUUUCACUUGUUUCGACAACAGUACAAGAGUCAGGAAAACAACUUUAUGUAACGGAAUCAAGGAUUGUCCUGAUGGUUCGGAUGAGUACAGAUGCCACGAAGACAAACACAUUUGCUACAUGUAUAAACUUGAAUCCCUGUGGCCUCAUUUGAAAGAUCUUGAUCUCAGCAAUGGAUAUCCACCUUUGAACAGGAGUAUCAUUCUUAAGCAAUGGAAUCCUUGGCCUUAUCAUUGGCCAUAUUACACCGACGCUUGUGAUGGAAUUCCUCUGUGUUCAGAUAGAGACGACGAAUGUGAUAACGAUACAUGCCCUGGCGAAUUACCAGGCUUUUGUAGCUUCGACGGAAAUUGUCCAAACUCGGGUUCUAGGAUAAAUGGGUAUGAAAUUUGUGAUGGACAGCCGACAUGCAACGAUACUGCACCUCAUACAUCCGUAGAUGAGUGGGGGUGUCCAGGAAGGUUUUACUGCAAAAAUAAUGGCUCGACCAGGUUGCCUAUCCAUAUACCCGAAGAACACAGAUGCGACGGUAUAGCUGAAUGUGACGAUCAGAGCGAUGAAAUGGAUUGCAACAAAGACGGAGUUGUAACCCAUUUCUAUUGCAAUGACGAAGGAUCAACAUUAUUUAUUCCUAUUGAACAGAAAUGCGACAGACGAAAAGAUUGUAAAGAAGGAAGUGACGAAUGCGCAAAUUGCGAAAUCAACCCGUUUUCUUCAGAUGAAAAAUUAAUCAAAUCCAGAGUUUUGGUUGGAUUUUUAUGGAUUAUAGGUUUGAUGUCAACAUUCGGAAACACGGCCAUCAUUUUUCAUCAAAUCAUCCACAUUUACAAAAUCAGAAAAACUACAAAUCAAGUGGCGUUGAAGAACAGAGUACUUGUGCUGAAUCUCGCAUGUGCUGAUCUAUUGACCGGGAUUUAUCUUAUAGCCUUGGGAAUAAAAGAUGCACAAGUUGAAAAAUAUUGUUUGGCUGACCAAGAAUGGAGAAGUAGUUCGACCUGUUCUGCCCUAGGAGCCAUCGCUGUUAUUGGAACCCAAGCAUCUGUUAUGAUUUUACUUAUCAUGACCUCAUACAGAUUGUAUCUGGUUAUUAAGCCAUUUAAAAGACAGAAGAUGUCAAUGGUAAUACUGUCCGUCAUUAUUUCCUGGGCUAUUGCGAUCUUGCUUGGAACUGCCCCCUUGAUUUACUCAGCUAAAGAAUAUUUCGUUUCUUGUGUGUGGUUCAGAAGUCAUCGUUACCUUGGCUAUGCUUGUAAAGCAGAUAUGAUUGAAUUUACUGAAAGACUCAUCGCUUUUGAAGGACCUGACCGAUUGUUCAGCAAAGCUGUUGGAUCUGAGUACACCUGGGACUCCAUGAUCGAAGCACAGAAAGUUUUGAACUCGAGUUACGAACCUGAGAGAUAUUUCGGAUACUACUCUGCACACAGUGUGUGUCUUCCUCGACUGUUUCCAAACACAGAAAACGACAGAUCGUGGGGAUAUUCCUUGUUCUUGGUGCUACUGAAUUUCUUUGCAUUCGUCUACAUCUUACUAAGCUAUAUAUUUAUUUAUAAACGCACAACGUCCAAUAAAAUAUCAUCUAACAAAGAAGAUCGAUCAGCUGUUAUGCAACGUAAAGUAUCUCGUAUUGUCCUGACAGAUUUCUGUUGUUGGAUGCCGAUUUGUAUCAUGGCAUUCAUAACCGUAGCAGGUAUUGAUAUUGGAGACACAGCAUACGCCGUAACAGCCAUCAUUCUGUUACCAAUCAAUAGCGCUAUGAACCCGUUUCUUUACUCUUCACUGCUCGAUGUCAUCUGGAGCCACUUGGAACCAACUUUCAACCGAUUCAUUGGUACGAAAUUUGGAAGAAGCCUUCAGGCAAGUUUUCAAAAACGAAAGGCAAGCACUGGAAUUGGCCAAUCUAUGGUUACUUCAGUUACCAACAUGCAAUCUUCGGAAACAGAAAACAGAGACAAAAUCUCCCCGACCGCAACGUCACGUAAUAGCUCAGUGUUUAAUGGCGAUAACGGAAUCUCAGAAAAAAUGACAUCACAAAUGUGAUCUGGACAUUUCCCUCGUCACAGAACUCUACGAAUUUGUGAAUGAAAACUAUGCUGGACAUCUUAAUGUGUACGAAUUCUUUGAGAAUAUUUGAAAGACUUACAGUAGUGGAAAGUUAGGGUUAGAAAAUACGACAGUUAACGGGGAAUGAAACAAUUUAUAUCCAAUAAUAUUGACACAAAACUGACUCUUUUUAAACUUUGAACAACGCAUUCAGAACGCAUUCAUUCUCAUGUUAUCUGUAAAGUAUUGUAUUCAAGAACUUACUGAAAAUGCUUUUCGACGUUUAUAUUAUUGGGACAUUAUAUUUAACUUUUCACGAAAAAGAGUGGCUUAAUCCAGGGGUGUGCCACGUGCGGCCCGCGGGCAAAAUACGGCCCGUGAGUGAAAAUUGUGUUGCCCGCGGAAAAGUGUCAAUUUUGAAUAGUGUGCGGUUCGCGGAAGUUUUCAGUUUGGUUCAAUGUGUUAAGUGCCAGUAAUUCCAAUCCAUUUACCAAUUAUUUUUCAUGCAUAUGACGUUACAAUGCCCUUAAUUUUUGUGCUUGCAACUACUAGAAUACACCAGUUGUUUGUAUCUGGCCCUCCUGUAUUAAAGGUUGCACACCCCUGGCUUAAUCAAUCGCACUGCAUUUUACAGUAAGGUUUUGUAAUUUUUUUUACUUUUUACUUAUUUUCGUUGUGGUUUAUAAUCCGUAUAAAUAUAUUUGCCUUUGCUAUUAUUUGAAAAUUUCACAAAUUAGUUUAAAAGCUUGAGUGAUUGAAAUUGCACAUGAAUAAUGUUUAUUCCUUUGAGUCACAAAGCUGGAAGACUUACGAAGAUGACUCUUCGAAGCAAUCGCUAAUGUUACAUAAGUUUCAAAUACUGUUAAAUUAUAUUCACAACUGUAUUCAGAUACGAAUUAACACAAACCUAUCUAAUAUUAAUAUUUUAUAUAAUUUCAAUUUAUUCGUUCCUUAUUAAUUUUUUCGAAGUUGAAUAUUUUGAUACUGCCGUAGUAUAUGUACCAG
Messenger RNA from Styela clava, 4034 nucleotides. RefSeq lists its product as uncharacterized. Gene Ontology annotation, molecular function: protein binding; G protein-coupled peptide receptor activity. The record is from RefSeq and is a predicted model, not a curated record. Lineage: Eukaryota; Metazoa; Chordata; Ascidiacea; Stolidobranchia; Styelidae. Gene Ontology annotation, biological process: activation of adenylate cyclase activity; adenylate cyclase-activating G protein-coupled receptor signaling pathway; hormone-mediated signaling pathway. Gene Ontology annotation, cellular component: plasma membrane.